This is a messenger RNA of Tauraco erythrolophus (red-crested turaco), 1989 nucleotides long. RefSeq names its product Rho GTPase activating protein 25 (gene ARHGAP25). Gene Ontology annotation, molecular function: GTPase activator activity. Lineage: Eukaryota; Metazoa; Chordata; Aves; Musophagiformes; Musophagidae. The record is from RefSeq and is a predicted model, not a curated record. Gene Ontology annotation, cellular component: phagocytic cup. Gene Ontology annotation, biological process: actin filament organization; negative regulation of small GTPase mediated signal transduction; phagocytosis, engulfment.
AUGUCCCUCAAGCUGCCACGGAACUGGGAUUUCAACCUGAAAAUGGAUGCUGCAAAAAUAGCCCGCUCCAAGAGCGUGAUGAGCAGCGAGGCGGCGGGCGCCCGGCCGGCCUCCCCCAACCCGCUGGAGCGGCCCCUGAAGAUCGGCUGGCUGAAGAAGCAGCGCUCCAUCGUCAAGAACUGGCAGCAGCGCUACUUCGUGCUCAGGGGUCAGCAGCUUUACUACUACAAGGAUGAGGAUGAUGCCAAACCCCAGGGCUGCCUGUCUCUCCAGGGAAGCACCAUCAAGGAGGUGGCCAGCAACCCAGAGGAAGGAGGGAAAUUUAUCUUCGAAAUCAUCCCGGGGUUCUCUGGAGACCAGAACCGCACAGGGCAGGACACCUGUGUGCUCAUGGCUAAUUCCCAGUCUGAGAUGGAGGAAUGGGUUAAAUCCAUCCGACGAGUGCUGGGGUCAGCAUCAGGAGUGGUGUUCGGCCAGCGCUUGGCAGAGACCAUGGCCUACGAGCAGAAAUUUGGGCAGCAGCAGGUCCCCAUCCUGGUGCAGAAGUGUGCCGAGUUCAUCCGGGAGCACGGCGUGAGCGAGGAGGGCAUCUUCCGCCUCCCCGGCCAGGACAACCUGGUGAAACAGCUCAGAGACGCGUUUGAUGCUGGGGAAAGACCAUCCUUUGACCGGGACACCGAUGUGCACACCGUGGCCUCUCUGUUCAAACUCUACCUGCGGGAGCUCCCCGAGCCCGUGGUGCCCUGGAUGCAGUACGAGGAUUUCCUGCUGUGCGGUCAGGCGCUGGAUGCGGAGGAGGCAAAGGGCCAUCAGGAGCUCCUCAAGCAACUGUCCCUCCUUCCCAGAGACAACUACAACCUCCUCAGCUAUAUCUGCAGGUUUCUACAUGAAAUACAGUUGAACUCUAGUGUCAACAAGAUGAGUGUGGAUAACCUGGCAACAGUGAUUGGAGUGAACCUCAUCAGACCCAGGAUAGAGGAUCCUGCAAUUAUUAUGAGAGGCACACCACAGAUCCAGAAAGUGAUGACUGUGAUGAUAAGUGACCAUGCAGACCUCUUUCCCCCGUCCAAGGAUGUGCCGCCCUCCCCACCUGCCCCAAAAAGUGAGAAAAAGGCCCCCAUCCCGCGCAGCUCCGUGGGCUGGGAUGCUGCAGAGGACCCUGCGGUGCCCAGGGUGGAGAGCUUGACCCAAAGGCAAAUGAGGGACGACCCGCGAGCCAGCGGCGCCCCAGCUGCGAGCUCAAGUGUGCUCGGAGAAGAUAACGAGUCCAAAGACACACUGGGAACAUGGAAAAUGCAGUCAAGGAAAAGAACUCAAACUUUACCUAACAGGAAAUCUUCCCUGGCAGCUGCUCCUCUGGGGCAGAAAGGCAGCAACGACAAAAACGACAUAUUUGCCGGUGACUUUUGGAAGAGCUCCCCUGGGAGCAGCGUGCGCCCCGUGGGCCCUGAUGGACACAAGAGAACGUUGUCUCAUGAUCUUUUUAAGCUGCUCGACCUUCACCGGGCUUCGACCUAUGAUAAUGUUCCAACCCCCCAGACAGAAAGUGGGGAAGGCAGCAGCUCCAGCCCCAGACCUUCGAGCAGCGGCUCUGAUAAGGAAUUUGCAUCCUGCCCCAGCCCCAGCCAUCAGCCAAAGGAAACAGCCAGUCCCACCAGCAGCACCGCCGAGGUCUCCGAGACUGAUCAGGAGAGCAAGGAGUUCCUGCAAAACAUGAUCCUGAAGCUGGAAAAAGAAAUGGAGGUACAGAAAAAUGUCUACGAGGAACAAAUUAAAAGUCUUGAGAAGGAGAACUAUGAAGUCUGGGCCAAAGUGGUGAGGCUGAAUCAGGACGUUGAAAGGGAGAAAAAGAAGUCUGAGCAACUGGAGCUGAAGUUGAUGAACGUGGAGCGCUCACGGGAGGACAUGGAGAAGAAAAACAAGAUGCUUGAGGAGGAGAUAAAAAACUUAGCUAAAUCUACGUGCAAAACUGGUGCCAAAACCAACUAG